AUGAGAUUAUUUAAUUCGACUACGAUUCGAUUAUUUCAUAGAACUUUUACACAAAAUAUAGUUCCACCAAACGCAAUUACCAAAUUACACAAAAUGUCUACUGUUGGAAAACCAAUUAACUGUAAAGCUGCUGUUUCCUAUAAACCUAAUGCUCCUCUAGUCUUAGACACUAUCACUGUUGAUCCUCCAAAGUCUCAUGAAGUUCGUAUCAAGAUCAUUAAUACCGCUAUUUGUCACACUGAUGCCUACACCCUAUCAGGUAAGGAUGCGGAAGGUUUAUUCCCUUGUGUCUUAGGUCAUGAAGGUGCUGGUAUUGUCGAAUCUGUCGGUGAAGGUGUUACUUCUGUUAAAGUUGGUGAUCAUGUCAUUCCAUUGUAUACUGCUGAAUGUGGUGUUUGUAAAUUUUGUAAAUCUGGUAAAACUAACCUUUGUGGUUCUGUUCGUGCAACUCAAGGUAAAGGUGUAAUGCCAGAUGGUACUUCUCGUUUCCAUGAUUCUAAAGGUCAAUCCUUAUAUCAUUUUAUGGGUUGUUCUACUUUCUCAGAAUAUACCGUGGUUGCAGAUGUCUCAGUUGUUGCCAUUGAUCAAACUGCUCCAUUAGAAUCCGUUUGUCUUUUAGGUUGUGGUGUUACUACAGGUUAUGGUGCUGCUAUUAAGACCGCCAAUGUUCAAAAAGGCGAUACAGUAGCUGUCUUUGGUGCGGGCACUGUAGGUCUUUCUGUAGUACAAGGGGCUCACUCUAGAGGUGCAUCUCGUAUUAUUAUUGUUGAUAUUAAUGAUAACAAGGAAACCGUUUCUCGCGAAUUCGGUGCUACCGACUUCAUAAAUCCAACAAAGUUAUCCGAGGGACAAACUAUUGUGGAUAAACUAGUUGAAAUGACUGAUGGUGGUUUAGAUUUUACCUUUGAUUGUACUGGUAACGUUGAUGUCAUGCGUAGUGCUCUAGAGGCUUGUCAUAAAGGUUGGGGUCAAUCUGUGAUCAUUGGUGUUGCAGAUGCAGGUAAAGAAAUAUCAACUAGACCAUUCCAAUUAGUUACUGGUAGAGUCUGGAAGGGUUCUGCUUUCGGUGGUAUUAAAGGUAGAUCCGAAAUGGGUGGUUUGAUUAAAGAUUACCAAGAAAAGAAACUAAAGGUUGAUGAAUUUAUUACCGCUAGAAGACCUUUCAGUGAAAUUAAUGAAGGUUUUGAAGAUUUACACAAUGGUACUUGUCUAAGAACUGUAUUAAAAUUUUAA
This is a messenger RNA of Maudiozyma saulgeensis, 1233 nucleotides long. Lineage: Eukaryota; Fungi; Ascomycota; Saccharomycetes; Saccharomycetales; Saccharomycetaceae. The record is from the annotation of a GenBank genome assembly.